GGGACAGCAGCGGCUGCCGAGCCCCGCGCGUUUCGCUGGCGGUGGGGCCACUCGUGCUCCCCGCACACAGAGCCGCAAUCCACUGCUGCGGGCUGGCCCUGCCUUCCGCCCGGGCUUUCUCUUUGCUCCAAGCCAAGGGAUAGCGGGAUGAUGGGCUUUGUAGCCCCCUCACUGCCUAGCAGCCAAUGCCAGGAAAACCUGCCUGGCCAUCAAGCUGAGCGCCGAGCCGCUGUACCCCUUGCCUUGACGGGAUGUCCCCGCGUCCCCCGUGGGCUCAGGUGCUCCCAGCUCUUCGGAGCUGAGGAAGACGCCGCGGCCAGAGCCGAGCUCUGCCCUCCUCGGCGGAGCACGAGGAGAAGCAACGGAGGCUAUCGCGUCCUGAGACCGUGGGAGGGAACAGUGCCUGGGGACGUGCCACCCCAGCUGGUCUCGGGUUUGGACAGCGCAGCGACAUCCUUAGCUGGGAGCUGUCGGGCCGGGAAAACCCCCGGGAGCGAAUCCCUCCCCAGGGCAGGGACGGCCGGGGACCCUGGCCCUCGGCCACACCAGCGCCCGGAGCCGCAGCUUCCUCUCCCUUCUCGGGUCCCGGGGUCGCUGCGGGGCUCGGCGGGGACGCCCCCUCUGUUGGACCCCACCGCGGUGCGGGUCCCGCUGGAGGGGCGGCACGGCCGGACCCCCUGCCCCAAGCGCCCGGGCAGGGACUCACUGGAGUAAACAAGGCAAGGCAGGACUGCUGCUGGCAGCAGCAGGGGACUCCAGCCAUGGAGCAGAGCCAGGAGGGUGCCUGAAGCUGCUGGAAGGAGCAGGAGGGAGUGCAGGACAUGGAGCCCCCGAACAGCAGCAUGGCUGGGCAGGCAGACUCAUGUUUUGGGGUUUUCAAUGCCAGUGAUGGCCGUGCCAGUGCACAGAACAGCAUCGCCUCACCCUGGUUCUCCACGGCCUUUGGCCUCAUCGGCCUCUGUUCCAACCUCUUUGCCCUCUGUGUCCUGGUCAGCUCUUCCCGCAAGCUCUCCAGCCAGGCCCGCUCCUCCUUCCUCAUCUUCCUCUGUGGGCUGGUGGUCACAGACUUCAUGGGACUGCUGGUGACAGCCUCGGUCAUCAUCCCCUACCACUUCACCAAGUUCUCCUGGGCUGAGGUGGACCCUGGCUGCCACCUCUGCAACUUCCUUGGAUUCUCCAUGGUCUUCUUUGGGCAGUGUCCGCUGCUGCUGGGGGCCACCAUGGCUGGGGAGAGGUUCUUGGGCAUCAACCGCCCCUUCUCCCGCUCCACCAGCCUCUCCAAGCGCCGUGCUUGGGCCAUUGUGGGGCUGGUGUGGGGCUUCUCCUGCUUGCUGGGACUGCUGCCGGUGUUCGGGCUGGGCCGGUACACGCUGCAGUUCCCUGGCUCCUGGUGCUUCCUCACCCUCUUGCCCGACACAGGCGAUGUUGUCUUCUGCCUGCUCUUUGCACUGCUGGGCAUCCUCUCCGUGCUGCUCUCCUUCAUCCUCAACACCGUCAGCGUGGUCACGCUCUGCCGCGUCUACCACGACCGCGAGUCAGUGAAGCGGCGCCGUGACAGCGAGGUGGAGAUGAUGGUGCAGCUCGUGGGCAUCAUGAUUAUUGCCACCAUCUGCUGGAUGCCUCUCCUGAUCUUCAUUGUCCAGAUGGUCCUGCAGCACCUGCCUGGCCAGGCACAGGUGUUGCCCACGGACACACAGGAGAUGCUGCUGAUCUACAUCCGCAUGGUCACCUGGAACCAGAUCCUGGACCCCUGGGUCUACAUCCUGUUCCGCAGGGCUGUGCUGCAGCGUGUGUAUCCCCGGCUGCACCCCCGGCCCUCCAUCGUGUCCCUCACCCCCUCCCUGCCCCGCAAACUCACCGCUGGCUCCGUCCUGCAGUAGCAGCCCUGGGGACGGGCCCUGGGCAGGGGGACACGGCCAUCCCCCCAUCCCACCCCUGCAGUGGAUCCUCAUCACCUGCAUCCAGGGGCCUCCCCCUCCUCAAGCCUGAUACCCAAGGGGCUGUCAGGGGGCACAGGGCUGCUUCCCCCUCCCCGUCCCCAAUAAAACACAGCUCGUGCA
Parus major (Great Tit) is the source of this 2060-nucleotide messenger RNA. It is a transcript of the gene TBXA2R, whose product is annotated as thromboxane A2 receptor. Gene Ontology annotation, biological process: positive regulation of vasoconstriction; inflammatory response; positive regulation of cytosolic calcium ion concentration. The transcript has 3 exons. Bases 822 to 1880 code for a protein of 352 amino acids. NCBI's taxonomy places the organism in Eukaryota, Metazoa, Chordata, Aves, Passeriformes, Paridae. Gene Ontology annotation, molecular function: thromboxane A2 receptor activity. The record is from RefSeq and is a predicted model, not a curated record. Gene Ontology annotation, cellular component: plasma membrane.